This is a messenger RNA of Caenorhabditis elegans, 987 nucleotides long. Lineage: Eukaryota; Metazoa; Nematoda; Chromadorea; Rhabditida; Rhabditidae. The record is from the annotation of a RefSeq genome assembly.
AUGAACUCCAACUUCAAAUCUACAUUUUUCGCCUAUUUUCUUUGGAUUUUAAUUCCAAAUGUGGCGGUGUCCGAUUACAAAAUGCUUAUUACAAAUGGUCAACCUGGUACCUACAGUACCUACAGUAAUCCCGACGUUUCCUUUGGAAAGAGUGCGUGGACUAUUGCUACGGUUUGGAUACUUGCAUGGCAGUAUACGACAAUAACUGCCAAAUGUUCCAAAUUGGCUAGCUCUCCACUGCAACUCAUUUAGUUGAUGGCUCAAGAUUUGCUUUCAAAUUUUCGACAUCUCUUGAUAACUCAGUGUGCCCUAUAAAUUUUCUGCAGUCUUUUUCAGUAACCAAUUUUUAAUCAUUACAGCUUUCACCUGUUAUUCUACUUUAGGGCCCACCUUGCAAUACAACCUAUAACAACCCUACUUGGAAAUUCAAUUGCUCCAAGCCCACGUGCCCGACUAACUUCACAAUGUUCUCCAGGCCUCGGGGGCUUUGGUGUUUACAGCCCUAUGGUCCUUCCACAGGUGAUUGAUAACUCUGCAUGCUUUGGUCAACUAUUUGCAAAAUCGCAAUGUGCAAAAAUGGGUGCCCAGUUAAGUGGGGUGGAUAGUCAGGCGGAGUUUAAUUUUAUUGUUGGAAAAGGUCAAGUUAUCCACAACACUUCCAAAAACAAGGGCUUGUUCCCAAUGACAGGUAUAUGGGUAGACGGAGAUCGGAAGCCAGAAUGUAAUGUGAUUAAUGACACCAGACCCCAAUGCACCGGGACGAAUGCCCUGUACUUCUCGGACCCUACCUUAUCGGCAAAUCUUGGGGGCUAUAAAUGGCGCCCGAACACUCCGGAUGGGAACCCGUGGCCUGCUUACUCGGUGGUCUUACAAUUCACGAAAGAAGGCAAUAUUUGGAUGGAUGAUGGGGCCGCAGGUAACGGAUUUUAUCCAAACACAGCGUGCUGGAAGGCCUAUGUUUGCGGAGUCAAACCUACACUUGUAUAA